CAGCUGCUCGUGUGGCGCCAGCGCGGCCGGCGCCGCCGUGGGCACACUGGUGGCCGCUCUGGUCGUGGCCGGCGUCGCCCUCCUGCUCUGGAGGCUCUACUGGCGUGGCCGCCGCGGAAAACACUUGGUGCUGGUGACGGAUUCAGAAGCCGCCGGAGACCAAUACGCAUUCGACAACCCGUGCUUCAGAGAUGGGACGCCAAUGGCGCACCUUGCUGCAGAGAAGGAAGCCGCCAAGGAGGAUCAAAAGGCGCGGUGGGCGUCCGGGUGGAGCCCGCUAGGGGCGCUGGUGGCGGGCAAGGCGGCCGAGAAGCGGCGCGCCUUCGACGACUCCUUCAUCGGGGAGCCUCAUAUCCGCAUAGUUUCGCUACGGAGCCACGACUUCACCGGCCUGGGCUUCACGGUGUGCGGCAACAUGAGAGACGGCAUCUUCGUCAAGGACGUGCUGCACCGUGGGCCCGCUUCCGAGUCAGGUCGGAUAGCACCAGGUGACAGGAUUGAUAGCGUCCGCAUCAGUUUUCGCCACAUGGUGUUUGAAGAUGCACUGACUAUUCUUAGCUAUGCUUCUCCAUAUGAUGUUCAACUUGAGGUAGAAAAUGCUACAACAUCACGACCAAGUACUCUUAUCAGGACAAAGAGGAUGUCUGGCUCAAGUGUUGGUCCAGCAGACAGAAUAUGUCACCCAUUUUAUAGAAGCCAGUCAAUCGCAGAUUUAGCGCAGAUUGGUAAGGAUAGUCUGAAACGAGGUCAUAACAUGGCCGGCACUACAAGAUCACCAAAAAUAUCAAAAUCUGACUCUUUCAAUGACUCUGGAGUUGGGGAUUACCCAACACUGAAGGUGACAAAUUCACCAAAAAGUUCUCUGGCAAGGAAAGAUGUGACAAAGCCAGAUAAAGGUGCUCGAGUAAGUCCUACUUCUGGAGUUGUGGUAAAACCUGAGAGAAUAAAAAAAGUGGUUGGAAAGACAACAGUGAUUGCAAAUAAAUCUUCAAUAGAUGAGCCAGAUGGUUCACUUGAGACUGUAAAUAAAUAUCAGAAGUUUGGUGUCAGAGUAUUGCCUGAGUCAUCAGAUUCACUGAAAAAUGUUAGUGCACCAGUUCAAGGCAAUGUUGAAGUUAACAAAGAACAACAGACUGUAAGGCAAGGUACAGUCCCAGAUAUUGUAUAUACUACUGCUGUUGAACCAGAGCGCCAUCAGAAUGAAAAGAAUAUAAUGAUAGAAAAAGUGGUUACAAGAAGUGGAAGUAAUGAGGAGGACAAUAACACAGGCAAUAAUUCAUCUUCAAAUAGAGCAAAGCACAGUGAAAGUGUAAAUGUAAAAAAUAGCCUACCUGAUGACAGUGUGCAAACAGCAAAUUCUUUAAUUUAUGAUGAAAGAGCAAUUGAUGUUGGACCAGUCGCAGAGCAUCAAGAACCAACUGCUUCUUUUAAACAAGAUGCAAAAAAAGAAGUUGAAAAAUUUUAUUCAAAGAGCACAGAUAGUGACACCUCACCUGAAGGUGCAAAAGAACACAAUGUUAAAUUAUUUCUUAGCAAAGGUCUGCAGAAUCUUAAAGAAAAGCUACAUCCAGAUAGAAGAAAGAAUAAUUCAUCUGAAAUUCCUUCCUUGAGUGGUAAUGAAGUGAAAAAUAAAAUGACCAGCAUACAGAGUGGCUGUUUUUCCUCAGACAGUGAAGAGAUUGAUGAUGAUAGAAUAUUUUCACUGGAAGGUGAGUCUAAGAAAACAGAAAAGAAACUGAGGAAAGACAACAGCUCAGAAGUAAAGGAGAUCCAUUGUAAUUUUGAAGUGCCAACAGACAUUCCAGAAGAAGUACAAAGAGCUGCAAUGGCUGCUCGUUCCAAUAGAAAAGCACCUGCCAUUGCUGCAGCUGUUGCAAAUGCAUCAUUAAGUGACCUAAACAGGAUAAGUGACAGCAAAGCAAAUGAAUCAAGGAAAAGUUUGAGUGAAGACAGUUCAAGCGAUUAUGAAGCAAUGCCAGGAAUUGCAUCUGAUAGCUUAGGAAGACCACCUAAAAGACACAACAAAAGGAAAGCUCCCCUUCCCCCUGCGGAGGACUAUGAAGGAGGUAACAACAGAAUAAGGGAGUCUGGAGACCCUGCAUUAAGACAUAUAAUUACAGGAAUAGAAAGCCCAACUUCUGCUUUCAGUUCAGAGGAAAAUCAAGCUAGCAACAAUGUCAAUGGUUCUGAAGUGCCUGACAGCUCAGUAGUUGGAAAUGUUGCAACACAUACUAAAAGAAAUCUUGUUAAGGAUUUUGGUGGAUGUGAAGAUAAAUCACCAGAAACUUUUACUCUUGUACCGAACAUUCCAGGUGACACCACUCAAAAGACUGGCCAUGACAUUUCUGGGAAAGAUAUUACUAAUAUAACAGUUAAUAUAAAUUCAGCUGAGACUGUUCAGUCCUUUGUCCCAAAGGCAAAUGUUCAUGGUGAUGUGGGAAACACUAACAUACACAAUGGUGUAAUUCCUGCUGACAGCAGUUCUAGUGGUACAUCGACAAUGGAAACGAGGAACCUCGACUAUGACAGUGUCAACAUAAGUAACACAAACUCUGAUUCUGAUUCAGACCUUGAGAGGAUUGAAGCAGACUGUGGCUAUGAAGGCAAGAAAAACAAGAAAGGAGGCACAACAAUUGAGCUCAAUUCCUCUCAUAUCACAAUUCAUCACAGUCCAUCAAACACAACUCAAGUCUGUACAGAAAUUGAAAGUGAAAGUACUCGUAAAGCCGCAUCACUAGGAGAUCUUUCAAGACUUGACACUGAACAGCCAAUGAGUAUUCUAGAGAGAGCAGUGUCACUUGAUCUGGCAGAAGGUGGAACACCAAUUGGCACAAAAAAGAGGAAAGCACCACUCCCACCAGGUGAAGACUAUCUUGGAACUACUCAAGAUGGUGAGGAAGGUGUCUCCUACAAAAAAGAACCAAGACUAGAUGGUGCAAUGGACACUUUCCAAAGACAGCGUUUAAAAAAAUCAUCAGACUGGGGUACCUUAGAAGAAGCUCUAAAACAGAGUGAAAAUUUUCUGAGUAAACCAAGCCACCCUAAAGAUGGGAAGGAAUUUUUAGAAAUUUCUAAAGUAUAUACAUCUGACGAAUUGUCUGAUUCAAACAGCAAACUUAUACCAUCAAAUGAGUUUUCAUUGUCUGAUUCACAAGUGUUGCAAGAAGGUAUGAGCAAAACAAGAACGAGCAGCCACUCUUUACCUGAUGCAGUUUCUCAAGAAUUUAAUAUGACAGCUACUGGAACUGUAAAUUUUGACAAAACAACACCAGUGAAAGCUAGCGGCUCUUAUGCAAGUGAACCUAAUGAAAUUAAAGACCAGCAACAGAAAAUGGUGCUUCACAUAGAAUCAGAUUUACAGGAAGGAACUGAUAGUAUCCCUGGCUCUCAAAUGAAUUUAUCAUCACCAUCAUCAGACCAACAGAGCAGUUCAGGAAUAUCUUAUUCUCUUCAGCCAGAGUUAAAAGAUACUCCUUCAAGACCAAUGAGGCUGGCAAGUUCUAAGAAAGUCAUGAACACUGAUCCUGCUUCUUUAAAACUGGAUUCUUACAAACAAAUGCCAUCUGGUGUUUUGAGUUCAACUCCUCUCACAAAAAGAGGAAUUCCAAAUAAAGAUCAAGAAAAUUCAUUUAUGGAUAUAAUGAAUUCUUCUCCAAUUUCACAUGAAAAGGGCAUAAGUCUACAAAACACUGCUGUAGAUAAUCAACUCCCUCCACAUAGUGAAGGCAGUGUUGAUACCACUAUAGUGACAGAUUCAAGGACACACAACAUUUCUUCAGAUAUAGCAUCUAAAAGUAACACAGUCUCAACUACAGACCCUUUUAUGACAGCAACAAGUAGUGUCCAGGCAUCCAUUGGUGGAAUACUCAGUCAAGAAGAUCUAAUGUGGAGUAAAGAAACACCACCACCAGACUUGCCAACAACACCUGUACCUGUAUUAAGUCAGGUAUCUUCCUUUGUUCCUUCUUCUACUUCUAUGACAUACAUUACAGAAAUUCAAGUAGUUACAAGUGAUGAUGGCACUAAGCCUAAACACACACUAUCUGACAUCAGCCAGUCUUCUGGCAUGUCAGUACCAGCAUCUUUGCAUCUAGAUAAAGGCUCUCCUAAAAUUACAUACCAGGGUGCAUCUACAAAUCCACAUUCUUCAGCAAAAUUAGAAAUUAAUGAAGCUGAAAUUGAUACAACAGAUAUGUCAUACCAACAGUCAAAAAACAAUGUAACAAUAACAGCUAUUAAGGCAGACAUAGCAUCAGACAAUGCAACACGAGAAACCAGACAAAGUUUGCAUAUAGCGCCUAAUAACAAUACGAACAGCAUAGUAGAUAGAAAAGGUAAACUUCCAAGGCCACCUGUACCACCACGCAAAUCAGAAAUAUUGUCAUUAAUGUCUUCAAACAAUGUUGCUCAAGCUGUCAUGCAUCAAGACAUACAGCCCUCGACAAGUACAGUUGAAAGACCACACACAGUCACUCAAAGUGCACAGGGUGACAGCAGUGGCAGAUUCAUCACAUUUUCAACACUAACACCAAGAGGUGGACUAGGAACUGAGGGCAAUGUUGGUAGACACAACAGCAGUUUUGAGCAGUGGGUGUUUUUGGAUGAAGGGAAUAGAGAGACUCCAACAAACCACAAUGGAAUAGAAAGAGCUAUUGGAAAUGUAAAUGACUCACCCAUAAUGAAACAUUCCUCAUUUCUUACAUUCCCAAAUAACGGAGCAAGUAGAUCACAAUCUGUUACCCAUAUUUCAUUUGACACUAAAAAAGAGAGCGCAGAUAACUGAAAUCAAUGAAAAUUCUUUUUUUUACUUCCAUGUUAUUAAAAAAAUUUGAAUACUGAAUUAAACUGAUGCAGUGUACUUCAUAGAUGACAGCUUAUUAAAGAGGUAACUGGCUUGAAUUACCAAAGUUUAGUGGGGGUCAUGUUCAGUUAAAAUGUCUGUGUAUAUUUUUCAUUAUACAAACUUUCUUUUAUUGUUAAAUAUUCUCAUUCACCAAUACUGAUGAGGGACAAAUAUCUUCUACAGGAAGCCUUUGUUGAAAUAACAGUGAACUGAAUUCCUCAUUUUUCACUAAAGGUAGUGUAUACUGUGCUAAGCACAUUUUAAGUAUGACACGUGAAAUGUGUCAUGAAUGCCAUUAUAACUAAGUUAGUUGUGUCUGCAUUUUAGAAGUCAUUGUUGAAACUGAAGGUGCUAAUUUUAAAAACUGUGUUUAAUUGAUGACACAGACACAUAUGUUACAACCUCAUUUUUUUCUAUACAUAUAUACAUAAUUCUUCAUUAAUGUGAGCUAAGAGUUUUACUUAUGUGGUUCUAAGCAUUCUUUCUCUGAUUAUAGAAAUGUAUACUAUGUAUACUUACUUUUUGCUGGCAUUAUCUAUUUGGAGAGUACUUAACACAAAACUGUCAAUUAAGACAAGUGUUUUGUUUUUUAUAAAUAUGUGAAAGUAAUUACUAUCUAAAAUUAAUUUCAUGUAAAAGCUGCAGCUGAGGAAGAAAACUUAAGAAUCCUUAUUGUGCUUAUCCACUUAUGAAAGAAAGUAUUCUAAAAGAAAGAAAUGUAUUUGUUUGUUUAUAUUCCAUUUCAGAGUUUUACUUGAAAAUGAAUUCAUUUUAAUUUCCCUUUUGAUCAACAACCUACACACAGUUAGUUUCAUAGACACUACUUCAACUCUAAAAUCUCAGUGUGUGCCAGUAAGUCCUUGUGUAAAUGUUAAAAAAGAGAAUGUAAGUGUACAGUUCUCAUUCCAGUGUUUUCAUUAAUUGUACAGAAUUUUCAUUCAUCAAUAUUGUUACAAACUACUGUACAGAUUAGAAGUAUUUCAGUACAAAUUUAAAGUUUGUAAUAACUUUUUUCUGCAAAAAAUAAAUAUACUUUCAACAAAUACAACGAAAACUUCCUUCAAUCAGGAUAUUAAAUGUAGAAGCAUAUAAGAUGACUUACAGAUUUUAAAAGACAGUAGGUAGAAAAUGCUAAGCCAUAUGUAGGGUGUUUAACAUGAAAAAAGUCUAAUUGACUGCAAGCCAAAUAUGGGAAAAGAACAAGAACUGGUGGAACAAGCAAAUAAGCACUUGUGUUUACAAGAACAACAGACCAGAAACAUAAUCUAUAGAAAACAAAAUAAAUCUUACAAAGUGUAGUCAGGCAGGUGUGAAAACCAUUCCACUGACAGGAUUAGCUGCAUCAGUGUCAGAAAUGGAACCAGAUUGCUUUUCAUGACACACAAUAAAUGUCUAUAGAUUU
Molecule: messenger RNA, 6245 nt
Organism: Schistocerca americana (American grasshopper)
Lineage: Eukaryota; Metazoa; Arthropoda; Insecta; Orthoptera; Acrididae
Exons: 7
Coding region: 203-4783 (1526 amino acids)
Molecular function (GO): protein binding
Source: RefSeq, a predicted model, not a curated record